This is a messenger RNA of Morus notabilis, 539 nucleotides long. Its product is annotated as light-regulated protein 1, chloroplastic. The transcript has 4 exons. Lineage: Eukaryota; Viridiplantae; Streptophyta; Magnoliopsida; Rosales; Moraceae. Bases 126 to 539 code for a protein of 137 amino acids. The record is from RefSeq and is a predicted model, not a curated record. Gene Ontology annotation, cellular component: chloroplast.
AUCUGCAACCAGAAAUAUCUUGCUCUUCUGCCACCCAGUUUAUCCUAUAAAUUAGUACUAGCUUCUGAUGAUAAUUCCACUCCAAAUUGCAUAACACCAAGUUUCACCUCCCUAUUACCACCAAAAUGCAGGCAGCUUUGAGCAUUUCUCCUACUCUUCUCCCUUUGACACCUUCCAAGAACAUUUCUCAACCUGCCAUUUUUAGUCCCAAUUUGCUUGAUUCAUCUGCUGCUCGACGUUCCGUUGUCAAAGCAACCGCCGUGACCUAUGAUACUUCCACAGUUGAUUACAACUCCGUGUUCUCUGUGUUUCCGGCAGAAGCCUGCGAGACAAUAGGCGGAGAAGCCUGCUGGGCCGGCAUGUUUCCUGAAGCAAAGCUGCAACAGCAGGCUAAGAGUUCCAGACCAACAGUUUUUGGCGAACACUUUGACAGAGAAUACCUCGAAUACACUGACCCUAAAACAGUUUUCCGAGGAGAGGCUUGUGACGACCUUGGUGGAGAAUUCUGUGAGUACGAGUAUCAGAAGGGGGUCUACUAA